This is a messenger RNA of Hippocampus zosterae (dwarf seahorse), 2876 nucleotides long. RefSeq names its product E3 ubiquitin-protein ligase MARCHF2-like. NCBI's taxonomy places the organism in Eukaryota, Metazoa, Chordata, Actinopteri, Syngnathiformes, Syngnathidae. Gene Ontology annotation, biological process: protein ubiquitination. Gene Ontology annotation, molecular function: zinc ion binding; ubiquitin-protein transferase activity. Bases 477 to 1223 code for a protein of 248 amino acids. The record is from RefSeq and is a predicted model, not a curated record. The transcript is spliced from 5 exons.
AUAUCCCACGUUAAAAGACGACCUCAAAGUCAGCCUCGCGUCACGUGACCCCCUCGCACAGCUGAGGCUGCUGAGACUUCUGAGGCUUGCCUGAUGCUAGCUCGUUAGCUACGCUAGCUUUGUCUGGAAACCGUCGGCGAGACCUCCGCUUCCCUUGAUACGUUUUUAACGAUAACCGUUUAGGAGGGGAAACCUUCGACGAACCAUGGCGGCGUUGCAAUGUGUGUGCUCGGCUCUCGAGUUGCCUCUCAUUUACCGCUUUUGGUUCGAUGUCAAUGUCAUCUUUUGCGGCUAAGGCUGAGCAGUUAGCUUCCCGUCGUAUGCUGUUUUGCUUCCCCACGGAAGCCAAGGCCGAGCGACGAAGGGGGGCGACUGGAGGGUGGACGGAGGCCGAGAACUGGGUUUUGAACCUUCUCAGAUCUUCUUGAGAACUUGCCUGUGCUGUCGUCUUGCUCCCCGUCAUCCCCAGCUGAGCCAUGUCUUCGUCAGGGUGCUGCCACCUCCCUGGCUCCCUAUGUGAUUACUCGGGGAACACGGAAUCCGACUCCUCCAAGGAUUCCGAAGAGUCUGAUUCCACUGCACAGGCUCAGUACAUUGCCAAGGUUACGGCUAAAGACGGCCGCCCACUCUCCACCAUUGUUAAAGCUGUGAGCCUACAAAGUGAUGUAGGAAUGUGUCGGAUUUGCCACGAGGGAGGCGGAGGGGAGACGCUGCUCUCGCCGUGCGAAUGCACUGGCACACUCGGGAAAGUGCACAAGAGCUGCUUGGAGAAGUGGCUGUCGUCCUCCAACACCAGUUACUGUGAACUGUGCCACACAGAGUUCACCAUUGAGCGGAGGCCACAACCCCUCACACAGUGGCUGAAGGAUCCAGGCCCCCGAAGCGAAAAGCGCACGCUAUUGUGCGACAUGGCCUGCUUUCUGCUCAUCACACCGCUGGCAGCGAUCUCGGGGUGGCUGUGUCUGAGGGGAGCCCAGGACCACCUGCAGCUCAAGAGCAGACUGGAGGCCGUCGGUCUCAUCGCGCUAACCAUCGCUCUAUUCACCAUCUACAUCCUCUGGACACUGGUUUCAUUUCGUUACCAUUGUCAGCUGUACUCGGAGUGGAGGAGGACCAAUCAGAAAGUGCGUCUGCUCAUGCCUGACAUGAAAGGCAUACUCGCCACCCAAAGUUCUGUGCCGACCAAGUCGACAAAGAAAAUGACUGAUGAGACCAUCGUAUGAGUGUGGCUCGAAGGCAAGGGGAAUAUUUAAAAUCAAGCCAGCCGAAGCACUCUGGGAGUUAAAGAAAAAAAAUCCACACACACAAAAAAAAUCUUGUUAAAGAACCUUUGCACUUCAUAUGGACCAUCAUGAGAGGGGGAAGACUAUUUUUCUCCCAUUUUUGUCUUUGUAUUGAAGCACUUGAUGUAAACUACAGUAUUGGCGAGCCACAAAUGUGGUUUGAGGAUGAACUCGUGCCAGAGUCACGAUUGAUUUGGGUAACGUCUUGUCUGGACCGCUGGUGCUGAGUUGUCAAUGUCAGAAAAACAAAUGAAGAUGGACUAACCAGCCCGGUUAAGUCUCUUGACAAAGGUAUGAAAUAUUAAGACGUAAGCUAAUGUAGCAGGAUAUAACUGACAGCAUGCUACGACAGUAUAAUAUGAAACAUAUUCACUACCUACGGUUCCUCACGCACACCAUCACAAUCUAUUUAGCGGUUAUUAAGAUGGGCAAUCUUCACCUUGGCAAAUGAUGCUACCACCCUGACUUUUCAGUUGGGUUCAUUUACAGUAUGUUGAGUUUGAAACUAUUAGUCGCUAAUCUAUGCCCUGUAUCACAGACUUUUGCAGAAUGAGAGGAGGGAUCAUCCCGCCAAUUGUAUUUUUAUUCCCCAGUUGAACCUUUUUUCCAGUGUGCAUUAAUUCUUGCUAUGUAUUUAAAAAAAAAAAAAAAAGGAAAAAAUGGGACAGUAAAGCCGUUAGCACUUGAAUGUUGCCAAUUAGUAAGAAUUUGAAACUAAAACAAUGGGGGGGAAAACUUACCCAUUCUUGGAAGCAAGUUUUAAGAUGGGGAAACAAGUGUAUUGAGAAAAUACAUUUUGAGACAAAUAGUGCCGUCUGUGGCAUUGGGUGCAGCGAGCACCCUUGUUAGAAUUUUUUGAAAAGCCCCUCAUCUGCUUUAUGGCUUUUAAACAUUUCAGAAAUGUUCAUUUGUGUGACGACCCUCACCCUGUUUUCUAUCAAAUUGUGAUCACAAUCACCUUUUUUCUCCUCUCUCUCUCACACACAUAUAUAAAUAUGUCGUUUUCAUUUGUUACUAAUUGUACUAUUUGUCAUGAAGCUUCCCAUCUCCAUUUAUUUUGCACAUUACAAACCAUAGGUCUGUAGUGGGGGUUCACGCAAGCCAAGUUGAGUUAAAAGUAAUGUUAGCUUUUUAAAAAUUGUUUCACAUCUUGUGUACAAUUUUUCAGAUUUGGGAGUCGAAAUGAGUAUUUAUGAAUAUUCUUGUGAAGUGGGGCAACAAUCUUACACCCCCAAGAGUCAAUCAUAGCAUUAGAUGCAAACUGCGCACAUGAAACAAUGGUGCAGCAAGUGUGCAUACUUUGUGGACUUGAAACUUGCCAUCAAAAAAGAAACCCCGUUUGUCUUGCCUCACUUGUAAAGCACCAUAUGUGAAUUGAGAAUGACUAGUAGAAAUAUCCCAUUUCAAAACAAAUAUGGACAAACUAAUGUGUUGACGCUUGCAGAUAUUGUGUAAGGGCGCCACAGUAAUUGUCAAGUUUUUGGGCAAGUGAGUAUUUUGUGUCAACCUGCUGCAUCCUUGGAAAUUUGGUUUCUUGUGCAAUAAAGCUUGAGGGACUCCCAAACUCAUUGUGAAAUGUAGGCUUACCUUGAA